Molecule: messenger RNA, 1755 nt
Organism: Bathycoccus prasinos
Lineage: Eukaryota; Viridiplantae; Chlorophyta; Mamiellophyceae; Mamiellales; Bathycoccaceae
Exons: 2
Coding region: 1-1755 (584 amino acids)
Molecular function (GO): DNA binding; DNA-binding transcription factor activity
Source: RefSeq, a predicted model, not a curated record
AUGGAUCUGCGAGAGGUUUUCAGAGAGCGCCACUUUGCUGCUCAGAAACGCGCGCUUCAACGCGAGAAAAGAGAGAGAGAGAGAGAGAGAAAGAGACGAGAGAGAGAGCGCGCGCGCGAGCGAACACUCUUUACCGACGGAAGUUUCUCUCCUUUGCUCUUUCUCUCCGCCAUUACCGCGAGGAAUUACCCACCACACGGAAGACGGAAUAUUCCUUUCUCUCGUGUACGAGGAAAACAGAAAAUGUUUUCCCUGGGAAACCUGCAUCAUGAAGACGAAGAGGAGGAGGAAGAACCACCGACGCCGAUGAACGCGUCGCUCUGGCCUUCCUCGAAUACGAAUAACAAUAAUAACAACAAAAUCGGAUCGAGAGAGAACGCCAAGGAGAGGAGUGGUGCGAAGAAGAACAACCAAAACCAAUCGAACAACAACGGGAUGUCGACGUUCGAUUUCGACGUCGAUGUGCCCGGGGAUUUGGAUUGGUUGGAUGGGUUUUUGCGAGUCGAAGACGACGAAGACGAGGAGGAGAACGAAAAUCAAAACGCGGAUCAAGCUUGGGGGGUGGGGAAAGGCGCGGCGUGGAAGACGGAGGCGAUAAAAACGACAGGAGGGAAAUCCGGCGUGAAGAGAGGGAGAGAUGUGGCAACGGCGUCCUCGGCGGAGAAGAAGAAGAAGAAAAACGCGGCGAGCAACGACGACGACGAAAGCGGCGAGAAUAAUAAUAACAACAACAACAACGGGAAGAGUAGCACUAGUAAUACCAAUAAUAAUAACAACAACAACAACAACAACGCGGAUUCAGAUCGGUGUCGAUUGCGGUGGACGCCGGAGCUUCACGCGCGGUUUUUGAGAUCGGUGAAAACGCUCGGCGGUUUGGAUAUCGCCACGCCGAAAGGCGUCGUCGAGCUGAUGCGAGUGCAAGGGGUGACUAUUCAGCACGUGAAAUCACACUUGCAAAAGUACAGAUUACAAGAGCAGCAAAUGAGCAAAGCAACGUCCAACGCGCGAUCAAAGGCGUUGAGCAUCGGGGAGAGGAGUUUUUUGACGUCCACGUUUGUCGGGCUGCCUCCGAUAAUCGCCAACGAGGAGAAGGUCAUAGCGAAAGUCGCCUCGAUUAUGAACAAUCAACGACCCGGGGCGACUACUUCGCCUCCAAACGCCACCGCGAAUAAAAAUACUAGUAGUAGUCCUGAAGGUACCGAGAACAACACCGGCAAUAGAAACAGUACGCCAGGAGGAGAUAAUAGCGACGGUACCAUCAUGUUAGGAGUACCGCCACUGGAUGAGGAAGAGAAACGCAGACACAUCAAAGCCGCGCGAAUGGCUGUUUCGGCAAAGAGAAAGAGGGAUAAAGGUUUGCGAUUCCCGGACGAGGAUGUAAAUACCUCCGCGGAAUUGGCAAAGCUCGCGGCUGUGAAUAAAAAGUUGAUCCUUACCAACGACGUUCCCAGAGACGACAAUUUUGAGAAUAACAACGACACAGACGACGAGGACGUCUUCACGGCGGCUCUUCCUCACAUCUCGUCGCCGUUGAAGGCGCCGAUGAUGAUGAAAUCAGCUUUAGGCGGCGUUGGCGGCGGCGCGAAGUUGCCCGAAGACGUCUCGGCCGUGCUGCUCAGACAAAUCGAGAUGCAAAAACAACUGCACGAACAACUCUUGAAACAGCGAAAGUUACAAACGGCCAUCGAAGAGCACGGGAAGUAUUUACAGAAAAUCAUGGAGGAAUCUGCGACGGAGAAAACGUCCAAGUCGUAG